AUGGCCUUCCACAAGCGCGAGCACUCCAAGGACAUUACCGCAAGUGCAUCACACGCCACACCGUUACCCACUUACUACUCACAACAACUGCCGCGAUGGACCAGCAAGAGCGCAUUCGAAAACCAGAGACCAUCCAAUACCAAGACUGAGACAUUUGUCCCUUGCUACCCGCAAUAUGCGGCUCCCAUGCCCAUCCAUAUGCCCCGAUUCGACGACGUUCCGCUGCCGCCUCGCCCUCAACUGCGACGGCUACCAAGAAAAUCCAUUCUGAUACCCUGGAUCCUUGCAGCUUCUUUCUUCCUCUUGACGUUUUUGCUGGCCUCCACCGCACUUGAUGUACAGUUGUUUAUGGCGUUACAACGGGCGCCGAGCAAUCUGCCUGUACAGGAGAUACGGAUUAUGAUCAAUGAGGAUGUGCUUCGCGGCUCUGCAUCUGCAUACAUAUCGUUCGUCACAUUGUCUGCGAGCGCAGCGAGACCUACGGCGAUCGCAGAUGCAUCACCAGCGAUACGUGACGGUAGCGCCGUUCCUACGACGACUACCACGACCGGCCAGCUGGAUGCGGCGCCUACAGCCAUUAAUGAUCCACCCGGGGAAGUCAAUAAAUUGAUAACAGUUGCUCCAGUGCCAAGAAAUGUGGGGACAAAUCCCACUGGAUUCAUCAAAGUUGUCAAGAUGGUGUAG
This is a messenger RNA of Didymella exigua CBS 183.55, 684 nucleotides long. RefSeq lists its product as uncharacterized. The transcript has a single exon. The record is from RefSeq and is a predicted model, not a curated record. NCBI's taxonomy places the organism in Eukaryota, Fungi, Ascomycota, Dothideomycetes, Pleosporales, Didymellaceae. The coding region runs from base 1 to 684 and encodes 227 amino acids.